AUGUGCGGCAUUCUGUCAUCCACCACUCAAGAAAAACACAACAUGGUCAUCAUGAAACACAAUCGUGAGAGAGGGAACAGCCCACGGGCUCCAGUUGUUGAGAUUGAAGCUCGAGUGAGUCUGAGUGCUUCUGAAGAUGUUGGUGUUGCCUCCGCUCCUCUUGAGCAAGAACUUGUCAAUGAAGGCAUUGAGCUCGCUGCCUUGCUGACUGGACGGGAAGCUGCAGUGGCUGUUGCCGCCGACCUGAGAGUAGCCAAAGUUGUCCAGCACACCGAGAGCCUCCCACUGCUUCCGGGCAAUUCCCAUGCAGCCGUAGGUCGAGAUCUUACCAAGCCACUCCAUAUCCACGUUCUCCAUGACGUAGAGGGCGCGGGGGGCAAUCAGACCAGCGAGCAAGUGAUGAUCAAAAGGAAGUUGGUUAACGUUGUUGACCUGUUGAAGUUGGGCGAGAACCAGACGUUCUCCUGGACGAUCUGGGUGGAAUCCUGGACAUUCUGCCCGUUGUUCUUCUGCCAUGUGGCAAUUCUCCAGCAGCCCGAGCCGCCAGCGCCUGAUUCCUGGGGCAAGGGCGAUUCUGGGCUCGAGGGCACCGGCCACAAUAGCACCCUUUCCGUUGCGCGAGCAGCCGGUGACACCGAGGCGGGUAGGGUCAAUGCCAGUCUGAGCCUGGGUGAGCUCGAGCGCGUCGACAAUGCGGGAGACACCCCAGGCCCAUGCGGUGAGCGCACCGGCCGAGUGGCUGGACCCGUACAGGUCGUAGAACUUGCCACGGCCGCGGGAAGAGCCGCCCUGCUGCUGGGCAAUGUCGUCGUUAUUGAAGUUGAUGGUGGCCACGCCAGCAGGGACAGGGAGCGACGCGCCAAAGGUGCCAAAGUUGAUAAUGGCCGGGUGCGGACCCGCCCCGGAAGGACGGUUGUUGAUGGAGACGGUGAAGGAAAUGGACUUGCCGCCCUCAGAGACCGAGAUGGAAAGCGUGCUUCCUGA
Messenger RNA from Podospora pseudocomata, 984 nucleotides. RefSeq lists its product as uncharacterized. The record is from RefSeq and is a predicted model, not a curated record. NCBI's taxonomy places the organism in Eukaryota, Fungi, Ascomycota, Sordariomycetes, Sordariales, Podosporaceae.